Molecule: messenger RNA, 1263 nt
Organism: Rotaria sp. Silwood2
Lineage: Eukaryota; Metazoa; Rotifera; Eurotatoria; Philodinida; Philodinidae
Source: the annotation of a GenBank genome assembly
AUGCGAAAGCUUGCAUCCACAGGAAUUGCUGCUGCUGAAGUAGGUAGUAUGACAAUUCAUUCAUUUUUGGGGGAACAACGUAAUUCUGGAAAGCCACGAACUAUCAAACCAGGAGACUUAAAACUCGAAAAAGAGUGGAGAUUCGUCGAAGAUUUAUUAAUCGAUGAAAUGAGUAUGGUUGGUUUAAAUUUACUAGCAAAACUUAAUCGAAUUAUUUGCUCUGCAAAACAUGUUGAUCCUCAAGUUCCAUUUGGUGGUGUGAAUGUUAUCUUCUUUGGUGACUACUUACAAUAUCGACCUGUUUAUGAUGCACCAUUACACACGGAUUUUUCAUUACCAUCCAAAAAGAAAUUUGGUAUGCUACCCACAGAAAAAGAAAUUCAACAACGUGUUGCAUGUUCUUUAAUUCUUCAAAUUAAUUGUGUGGCUCCGAUUCUUGUUUUCCGAAAUGAAGUACGGACACAAUUGAACAAUAAAGCAGCAAUUCACAAGGCAGCGGAAAUAGGACAAGCACCCAUGAUAUGUGUCGCUCAAGACACUUGCAAAGGCAAAUCAAUUGAAGAUCCGACACUUAUUAAAAAAUUGUUAGAAUUAUCUGAUAGCAAAACAGAGGAUUUGCCAGGUUUUUUGUCUUUAGUUCCCGGAAUGCCUGUUAUUUUAACACAAAACAUUGCUAUUGAACUGGGUUUCAUUAAUAGAAUGAAUGGAAUCUUUCGACAACUUGUCUACGAAGAAGAUUCCGUGUCAACAGAUGUUAUUUCGGAAACAUUUCCCAAUAACACACGAUACAUACGUAGACCGUUAUACGCAUUAAUUGCAAUUGUUAGAUCAAAGAUUGAAUGCAACUUUGAACACCUCCAGUCAAAUCUCGUACCAAUACCAUUAAUGGAACAAACUUUUCGCAUUAAUAUUGCUGAUGUUUUACCAAAAGACAAGAAACUGAAAUCAAAUCACAAGGCAAUUUUAUCAAUUAAGCGACGUGCAUUACCACUUGUACCUGCGUAUUGUAUUACAACACAUAAAAGUCAAGGUCAAACUUUAAGCAAUGUCGUAAUUGAUCUGACGCUGUCAAAUGAAACUGAUGACAUUGCUGCAAUAUAUGUACCUCUGUCACGCGUGAAACCCUUGGCUGAUUUGAUUAUUUUCCGACAUUUUGAUUACACAAUUUUAACAAUGAAACCAAGCAAAUCUCAACUCGCCGAAAUAGAAAGACUGGACAAACUAUAUUUAGAAACACAAAAGCGUUUUAUUGAAUGGUUUUAA